This is a messenger RNA of Sinocyclocheilus rhinocerous, 1103 nucleotides long. RefSeq lists its product as uncharacterized. Bases 153 to 1103 code for a protein of 316 amino acids. The record is from RefSeq and is a predicted model, not a curated record. The transcript has 4 exons. Lineage: Eukaryota; Metazoa; Chordata; Actinopteri; Cypriniformes; Cyprinidae.
ACCCCGCCCACACACGAGGCAGAGACACGUCCACUGUCACAGCGAGAGUUCGCCGUCACAAUGCUCUCCAGUGAGUUUUUCAAAUAAGUUUUGUGUGUCGACAACUUUGUCUUAUCGUAAAGAAAUAAACGAGGUGACCGGUGAAGACGGUAAUGGCUGCAGAAAGCGAGCGUGAUGAUCCAUUCCAACAAAUUCUGCAUCAAAUCGGUGGAAAAAGUAACAUUCAUUUAAUCAGCGCUGUGAGAGGACCUGAUGGAGACACCGGCGGAUUACAAGACUUCAUCGCUGAUAUGUUUAAUAACGGGGAGCGCGAAGAAACCAGCGACUGUACUGGCAACAGCAACGGCGAAAUCAAAAUCCAAACAAACGUGUGCAGCCCUGACCAAUCGCACACAGAUCGAUCCGAACAGAGUUCAUCCGAUCACCGCAAGAGCGAGAAACCAGAUCCACUCGAGAACAAAACCGUGAGCUCAAGCCGAAUCAUCGGCGGAAAGCAGAGAGCCAUUAAAUGCUCCGUGAUCAUAUUCACCUUCAAACACGAUUAUGUGUGCCAUAAAGAGAAUCGGGUGUGUUUGAGGGAGAUUCUGAAGGACGUGAGAGCGCGGAUAAAGAGAAACGCGCUCCGUCCUGCUCUGCUGGGACUCGUUCACACCGACUGUGAUCAAUCAGUGAGUCGCGAUUCAGUGGAGUUACUGGAUCGAUCACUGCGAGCAGUGUUCAUUAACCACCCCCCACAGGCCAUAUGGACCGGACGUUACGUCACAAAGUCCCCGGAUGUGUUGCAGGAGAUCAGGUGGAACACCUGCAGGGCUGUGAAGAGCUCAAUGUCUGCAGAUAGUGCCGUUGGCGGUAAAAGCAGUUUGUUUUGGCCACUGAAAAGUUUCCCGGGAGUUUUCAGAAAGACGCACAGAGGACAGGCUGACGUAAACACUAAUAGUUGGCAAUUUAAAAAAACAGAAGUGAAUUUGCUCUCCAUGUUUGACCACCGAGUGGCAGAUAAACCAGCGGCUUCAAACGCUCUUCUCCGAACUGCAGAGAAGAAGAGCCGCUGUAGGGUUGACCGCCUCAAAGCCUUAUGUGAUUUUACACCAAACAUCAAGUGA